CAAGAUGGCCACCGCUUCUACUUAUUUUCAAUGAAGAUUCUGAUGUUUGCCUUCGCUUUCGUUGUCCUGCAUUGGAGCCGCGGUUGGCCGCUAUGCAACCCGCAAGGCGAGUACACCCUCCCCACCGAGCGUGUCGUCGCGGGGGCGCCGUUUUCUGCCUUGGUGAACUUGAAACAAAAAAGCCCCCUUCAGCUCCUGCUCCCUCCGAGCGACGGGCUAGCAUGCUAACGUUAGCAUCAACGGACGAGCUCCACGGCCACGCGUGUCCCAUAUCUUCAAAUAGCCGUGGUCGAAAUAGUCCUAUAGUUGCUUUUAUCAUUAAUAAGGCGCAUUCAAAUCAUAUUUAGGCGCAACACUCACAAGUUUGGUGACCAUAGCUUGCUCGGCGUGAUUCCUCGCUUUAGGAGGGCGACGGUGAGAGGCAGCCAGGGCGGCAGCAUCGUCUACUGUCACCUUGUAGCUGGCGGCUCACCACAAUGCAACAAGUUUUGGAAUAUGCAUUAGAUCGAGCUGAGUACAUUGUGGAAAGUGCUCGCCAGCGUCCUGCUAGGAGACGUCUUUCCUCUGGUGGCAGGAAGAGUUUGUAUCAGAAGCUCUAUGAGCUCUACAUAGAAGAAUGUGAGAAGGAGCCAGAGUUGAAGAAUUUCAGGAGGAACGUGAAGCUGCUGGACAAGUUGCUGUCUCAGGAGUCUGUUUCGUGUCUGGUGGUCAACUUGUACGCAGGCAACGACGGUUACUCGCUCAUGCUCAGGGGCAAGAAUGGUUCUGAUUCUGAAACGAUCCGACUGCCGUAUGAAGAAGGAGAGCUGCUGGAGUAUUUGGAUGCUGAAGAGCUGCCGCCUGUUCUGGUUGACCUGUUGGAAAAGUCCCAGGUGAACAUCUUCCACUGCGGCUGCGUCCUGGUGGAGGUGCGAGAUUACAGGCAGUGUGCCAACACCAAGAUGCCCUCGUACCAGAGCAGACACGUGCUGCUCAGGCCCACCAUGCAGACUCUCGUUUGUGACGUCCACGCCAUGACCAGUGACAACCACAAGUGGACACAGGACGACAAGUUGCAGCUGGAGAGCCAGCUGAUCUUGGCCACGGCCGAGCCUCUGUGCCUGGAGCCUUCCAUCUCCGUCACCUGUGCCGCCAACCGGCUGCUCUACAACAAGCAAAAAAUGAACACCCGCGCCAUGAAGCGGUGCUUCAAGAGGCACUCUCGGGCAGCGCUGAACCGCCAGCAGGAGCUGUCGCAGCUGCCCACGCCAUGCCAGCUGCGCCUCUACGACUACCUACAGAAGAGGAAGGAGCGGAAAUCCGCGCCCGUCAUCGACCUGAAGAUUUCCAAGAUCGGAAAUUGCGUGGACAUGUGGCGACAGAACAGCUGCCAGCUCAGUGUGCCCAAAGAAAUUGACGUGGAGAAGUACGCUGUGGUGGAGAAAUCGCUGCAGUUGGAAGAUUCUCAGCCCACCACUGUGAUCUGGCCCGCUGAGGAGGUCGUGGACAAUUACACCUUUGAGUGCGAGGUGGGCGGUCAGGCCCAGAGGACCAAGGUGUCCAUCUUCCAGUCGCUGGGCGACCCACUGGUGUACGGCAAGAUCUACUGCACCAAAGACGUCAAGGCCGAGGAGGACGGCACUGACCUGAAGCUCACCCAUCCGCCGUUCCUCAUUGGCUCCAAGAUGGACGCCGAACGGUUCCUCGCGCAGUACAAAUGCGUGUAUGAGCGAGAUGUCAAGUGUCAGGUCAAGAUGUCCCACAACUCAGGCAGCCUGGCGCCGGCGCCCCCCUCCCCCAGCAAGGAUGAGGGUGACGCCUUUUCUUCGCUGGUCCAGACGUCCGUGUUGGGCAAAGGGGUGAAGCACCGGCCGCAGCCCAUCAAAAUGCCGCCGGGAUCAGGCAGCAGCUCUUCAGGUAAUCCAUAUAGCUCCCAAACCACAAGUGGUCUUCUCAAGUGUCCUACGCCGCCGCCCCCCGCCAAAGGCCAGCAGCCUCUGAACAGGAAACACUCCAUGGAGCUGGGACAGGUGGGCCUGCUGUCCCCCGCCUCGCUUUCGCCCAUGAGCUCCACGCAGAGAUCGGGCACCCCGAAGCCUUCCACCCCCACCAACACACCGUGUUCCACGCCGCACCCCGCCGAUUCGGGGACACCCACCACCCCAGAGGCCUCAGCGCAGCCCGCCCUGCUCACGCCUUUCGCCCAACAACAGCUCGCCCUCAGCCAGCCGGUGCCUGUCAUGACCAUACCGCUGCCCACCGUGGGCACGUCCAUCAGCACAGGCACCACGUCGUCGCCCGUCAUGGCCAACCCGGCCGGCCUCAACUUUAUCAACGUGGUCAGCUCCGUCUGCAACCCUCAGACGCUGAUGACUGGCUCCAACCCCUUGCUCGGUCCCGGACUGAAUCUGAGCGGAAUCCUGCCGUCUGGAGGCCUCAUGCCCUCCAUGCAGCCCGCCGUGCAGACUGGGAGUCACUUUGGCCUGAAUAGCAGUGCCGGGCUGCGACCGCUCAACUUACUGCAGAUCCCGACCGGGCCGCUCAUCUUCAACCCCGUGCAGCAGCAGCAGCUCUCCCAGUUCUCCCCGCAGAGCCAGUCUGCCACUUCCAGCCCUCAGCAGCAGGGGGACACAGGUGAUCAGGGCGCCGAUCCGAGUUUAGGGAACCAGCAAACGGCCGUGAUCAACUUGGGCGUGGGUGGCUUCAUGUCUCCGCAGGCGGCAGUGCUGUCCCAGUUGGGCUGUGGGCUGGACGGGUCUGGGCCCCCGCUGCCUUCUCCAAGGCUUCAGCAGCAGCACCAGCCUCAGAUCCAAUUGCAAUUCUUGCAACACCAAAUGCAGCAGCAGCAGCAAAUGGCUAUGGCGGCAGCACCCCAGGGGGGGGGAGCGGCGGGGGGCCGGCAGCAUACCGUCAACCAAGCAAGAAAUAGGAGGAAAAGGAGCACGCCACAGCCGCUCCCCAAACCUCGCCAGGCAGCGGAAACGUUGCCCCCUGCCACGCCGAGACGCGAAUGAUCCACACUGUGCUCCUGAAAGGAACCUUGCUCAUAUUUUUUACAUCCACAGAAGAAGAAAGUCCGUGUAGCUGAAUAUUUCCUACCCACCCCCCAAAAGGCUUUUUCUCCAAUGGGGGUGAGGGGGGGGGCGCCUGGGAGGAUUCCUCGCUGCACAUCUUCCCGCAGAAUAAUCUGAUCCUGGGGGGGGGGGGGGGCCGCCGUCUACCUCUCGAGCAACUUUUGUACGCCGGCGCUGGAUUUGGAGCUGUGAGUGUUGACACAGUUCUGGACACUUAAGAAAUUCUUUUUUAAGCAGUCUUUGUCAGCAGUUUUAUUGUUAUUAAAAAAGAAGAUUAUAUAUUGACAGUGAAAAUACAGCUUUUAGAUAUAUAUAAAAAAAGAGUGUUCUGUUCUUUUAUGUGAUGCUUUUGAUGACUUUGUCAAUGAGUUUGUGGAUUUCUUUCUGCCGGACCGUCGCUUGGCUGAUCAACCCCUGCAGUUUCUCCCCAGACAAAGACGUCCCGCCUACAGAAAAAUCAAAAAUCAGUCAUGAAAUGACAUUUGCCCACACUGCCGUCCUUGUCAAAGCAGCAGGUGGCGCUCUUACCUAUAAUAAGAAACCCAACACAAUCACGACCUCUCCGCCAACACACUAGCAACUUGACCAGACCCCCCCCAAAAAAUGACAAUCUGUCAAAAUGCCUAGUCUGAUUUGAAUGGCCACUUCAACCAGAGUACAAUGCACCAAGAAUUUUGAAAAUUGGAUGAUGGGUUUUGGAGAAAUUGAGUGUUUUUGUCUUUUUGGGGAACAUUUUUAUGUGAUAUCGCAGUUAGAAAUUCUAGUAUUCGGGGAAAAAGCCUUGAAAUUAGAGCAAAACAGUAACUUGAUUAUUUCUCAACUGAUCUCCUCAAAUGUUUGUUUCGUCUGAUACUCAGGGAAGCCCUUCACCAAUUGGCUGACCUUUUACAGUUAAAAAUGUCCGCCAAUUGCUGGUACAGGCCGAAAUUCUGAGGUUCUCCAAGUCGACGUGUCAAAGCUACGACGAUCCUCACCUGGUUUGUGCAUGGAGCAAAGACGUCCUUCCUCGUCCGUCACCACUGUGAGGCGAGCGGUGGCCAGUUGCUCCUCUUCGGCCGUGGGGUCGGCCAUGAGGAUGGACCUGCGAGAGACAAAAUGGGCGUUGCGCUUGAUGACGACAUUUCGACGGAAAGAAAAGUUUGGACUCACUCGUCAAAGACGCAAAAAGAGGCGGCGACAGGAUGCUUGAGAAUCUUCAACCCGCGACGCUUUUCCAGGUCCACCUUCGGCACGCCAGUCUCUGCGCUGAAGGAGACCUCGGGGAGUGCAGCUGUUUGGGCGAAGAUGACGGUGAAGAGUCGACGACGACAGGUGAAAUGAACGGGAUCGGAUGUACGUACUGUUCUUCAGGGCGGCCAGCAGCGCCAGCACACACGUGUCCAACACGUUGCCGUCGUGGUCCAGACACAUCAGGUCGCAGUACAACGACCAGCACAGCUAUAGGAACAACACCACAACUUUAAAUGUAGCGCCGAAAGACUGAGGCCUGACUGAUAAGGGUUUAUUUAGGCUGUUGUCGAUUCCAAUAACAGAUUAAUCGGCCGAUUAAUUUAAAAAAAAUAUAUCAGGAAUAACCUGACUUAUUUUGGUCCCUUAUUGCUUUCAACAACAUGAAUAACAUGCAGAACAUUUGACUGUUUUACAAUACUUUGUCCUUUAGUAUCGGUUUAAAUUAACACAGGAAUCUACAAGUACCAAAACAUGGUAAAAAGAUCUGAUGAAUUUAUCUUUAGAUUUAAGCCAUAAAUGGAUGCAAUACAUAAGCAACAUAAUGAGCGAAGUUACUGGCAAAACAUUAUUAAUGCAUGAUGCAUCACAUUUCAUCUACUCCAUUGUUUUCUUUGUCAUGAAGUGAUGACUUCAAAAUAGGGCGCCAACAAAAUUAGCAUUUUUUUCAAUCAAUCAAAUCGGAGUAAGCACCAACUAAUACACCCAAAACUAAAAUAUUAAACUUUUUUUUGUAUAUUAUAGCAAGUGCGUUUUAUUAUUGCUUACUUAUCGAGCAACUCAUGAGCUUUACCCCCCAUUGUGUCUCACCUUGCCUCUUUCGAUGCACAAAUCCUCCAUCUGCAACACUUCUGAGCUGCAGUGACAAACAAAAAAAGUUCAGAUCUAAGAGAAGUGUGUGUUAAAAUUGAUAUCUUUUUUUUUUUUUUUUUUAAUACACAUACGCACCUCCC
Phycodurus eques (leafy seadragon) is the source of this 5233-nucleotide messenger RNA. It is a transcript of the gene supt20h, whose product is annotated as SPT20 homolog, SAGA complex component. Gene Ontology annotation, cellular component: SAGA complex. Lineage: Eukaryota; Metazoa; Chordata; Actinopteri; Syngnathiformes; Syngnathidae. Gene Ontology annotation, molecular function: transcription coregulator activity. The transcript has 22 exons. Gene Ontology annotation, biological process: regulation of transcription by RNA polymerase II. The record is from RefSeq and is a predicted model, not a curated record. Bases 477 to 2993 code for a protein of 838 amino acids.